Messenger RNA from Pararge aegeria (speckled wood butterfly), 7661 nucleotides. RefSeq lists its product as uncharacterized. The transcript is spliced from 17 exons. Lineage: Eukaryota; Metazoa; Arthropoda; Insecta; Lepidoptera; Nymphalidae. Gene Ontology annotation, biological process: protein phosphorylation. Gene Ontology annotation, molecular function: protein kinase activity; ATP binding. Bases 427 to 4749 code for a protein of 1440 amino acids. The record is from RefSeq and is a predicted model, not a curated record.
GGAGUUAGUGAUUUAAAAAAAAGAGUACAGUUGUCGACUGCGAUGCUAGUAGUACAAUCUACUGAAUAGGCUGAACUGGUAGGCGCGAGUCCGGUACUAAAGUACUCAGCAAGCGUGGAUGACGAAGUAAAUCACCGGAGCGCGACGAAAAGUAAUUUGUACAAAAAACCAAACUCAACUCAUUGCGAUUGCUGUAGUAUUCGUGAUGUUUUGUCUGACCGCACAAUAUAUCGGCAGUCAUUGCAGCUAGACGUUUUUUUACGUCGCACUUUUAAUUCGCUUUUCGCCGGUACUGUUCCGCAUGCUUCUCGCGGCGAGGGACUUUCAGUUCUAAAAAGUUUUUUAGAUAGUCAAGUGCCGUGUACUCGGGUUGGAUGUGCAAUUAGUUUGGAUACUUAUUAUUUUAAAGUGGCAUCGCCGCAAGAAAUGGGUGUUUUCAAAUGGUUACGCCGGGAACGUGUAACAGUCACCACUGGCCACAUAAGUACACCGUCGCCCACUCCAAAUGAGCCCCCCACCCAAGGCACUAUACGCACCGAGGAGUACAAACGCGACCUAGCCGAAUUCCAAGCACGAAGGUCUGGAGGCAGCAAGGAUCUACAAGAAACUCCGAUAAAGAAGAAAUGCGGACGCCACUCCCUCCCCGUCUCCUGUACAGACUGCACCGGCGAUCCCGAUACAACGUUCAACUACGAGAAAAAAUCCGCCAUGAAAUAUAAAAAGAAAACCCAGAAUAAGCGUUCAAGAAACGCGCACUCGGAAGAAAAAGUUUACGGCGGCGUCCCAAACGUUCAAUUCCUAUUCCAAAACCAGGUGUUUAUGCCGGGAAACAUGUUCGGGGCGUCUUAUUCGGAACCUCGGAGAACAAAACACUGUCAUAGACAAAGAUCGCCGGAGUUCCUAGUUCAGAAACAGAUAGAUUUCAAAGACGAUCAACCUCCAUCACCUCCGUUCAUCUACAAGAACAAUUCGUUACGUUUCAACGCCAAAGAGUUUAUAAGUGAUCAUGAAGAGGUCGAUGGAGUGAACGCCGCUGGGGACGUAAAGGAGUCUAGUCAGAGUUCAGGGAGUCAAAAGAACGAUAGCUGCGAGGAGAAGCUGUGGGAGGUGAUGAGUGAACUGAAACACUUCGACCAGUGGGCUGACGAACAGUUGCAGGGACAGUCUUUGAACACGAGCAAAUCUGAUGAUAGCAAGAGCGACACAAGUGCGUUCGGUCUGCCGAUCGCCAGCGCCUGUAACCUGAACGUGACCAUAGAGAAAAGCAAGACCUGGAGCCACGGCCGGUGGGGCGUGGUGCCGGUGCAGCUGAAGCGACUGGCCGGAGUCACCGUGGACCAUGUGAGGAAGAAACAGUGCAUGGAGAUAAACAUAUUGAGAAAAUGUCGCCAUCCAAACAUAAUACUUCUGAUGGGACUCUAUCCGGAUGUCCAGAACAAUAUACACAUCAUCUGCGAGAGGUGUAAUGACUCUUUAUUCGGUAUCCUUCAUGUUCAGGGUCGCAUCCUCAGCGCUCAAACGUCGGUCCACUACGCGUUGGACAUUGCCAACGCGCUGGUCUUCCUGCGCAUGCAGGGCUUCCUCCACACGGAAUUGUCCAGCAUGAGUGUGAUGAUCACAGCGCACGACACUGCCAAGUUGGCUGACGUUGGCCCCUGCGUGAAAAUACAGGCUAAGAAGAAACAGAGGAAGGGUUAUGAAGAUUACUCGCCGGAACCGCAGUAUGUCAAUUUAACUGACACUCGUGAUUCCAGAACGGAAUUCGAGCCCCUAAUAUCCCAGAGGUCAUCCGAAGCGUAUAUCAGCGCCAACGCGUUUCCGAAACACUAUAAAGCUUACUCGGAGUCUGAACACUAUCGCUGGCAGGCCCCUGAGCUGUUUGAGCCAGAUGAGGACGGCCUGGUGUACCCUUGUUCCAAGAGCGAUGUGUACUCUCUGUGUGUGAUGCUGUGGGAGUGCUGUAAUGCUGUGCUGCCUUGGAAAUCACUCUCCUACGACAAACUCAAGGAACUGUACACACUGUGGAAGAUUGGAGUUACUCUACCUCAAGACGGGACAUACCCCGGCUCUCUGCUAUCACUGUUACAGCAAGGUCUCAUGCUGAAAAGAGACAAACGGAUCGAUCUAGCUUCGCUCCAGUCUACUUUACAAGCUGUUCAGCUACAUCUCGAUGAAAUUGAUUACAUAUUAAUAACGGCGAGACUAUCCAAAAAGAAGAGUAGUUUCAGCACGCAAGCGUGGGACACGACUUCCCCUACAGAUUCUGAAUGUGUUAGCCCCAAGAACAUCCAGCACAAAGCAGAUGUACAUACAAGAGGUAGCUGCACCUCGACAGAUAGCGAGAAAGAGUCCAAAAGCCCGAUAUACGAUACAAUUCGUCAAGCCAAUCAAAUGAGUUCAUUCGCCACCGAAAAUUGCUUUGUUGCCGAAGCAGAUGUACCGGACAACCUUCCAACACCAAACUACGAACAUUUACAAGAAAAAGAUUUCUCCAGCGCGUGCUCCACCCCGAUAGCCAAACUACGGGCGAGAAUCAAAGAUAUAGAAUCACCUGGCACAUUACAUAGGACCGAUUCCACGGAAUAUUGCAGUAUACUCAGUCCAGAUGUAAGGAAUUUUGGUCACAAUGACGAGAGCAAUAAGGAUCAAAGUGCCGAGCGUUCGAUGGCCAAACUCAGUCGUAGUUUCACUCCCAAGUCAUAUAAACCGUUGCACAUAAAAGUGCCCGAUUUCAAUUUGGAUUCUAUAAAGGAUAUAUUAAAAGAAAAGAACGGCUCGGAACGUUCUUCGUACAAUUUCGAUAUAAAGAAUUACAGUUUGCCAACUACGCCUAUUGCUCGGAGCAAUAAGUUGAGGAAAAACGCUUGGCUUUCGGGCGAUUUGAAUGUAAACAAAGUUAAUAUGAAAGACAAGGAAGAAUCUUGUACGACUAGUACUGAAGAGAAUGAUACCCAAAAGACUGACCAAAUAGUAAUUCCUACAAAUGUUUGUUCGGAAAAGGAAAGGAUCUUGGAUGGACGGACAUGCAAUGAGUUGGGUCGAAAGGAAAGUAUUUCGUGUGAAAGCAUUAACACGAUUUCUACACUGCGGGAUAGUUUUACAGGUCUUAGAAGAAUAACGGACCCACCCCACGACUUCUCACCGGACAUAUUAGAACCGCCGGUGUUGGAGAGGGCGAAAUCCCUAAACUGUAUGAAAAACAUCGGCAUAACCAAAUAUAGAGUGGAAGAGGAUGUGCUAGCGAGCGUCAACGUUAAGCCGCUGGUAGCAAUACAUGAGAAGUGGAUAUAUGAGGCUAACAAGAAGACCGGGCGCUCUUUGUCGUUACCUGAAGAUAACAGGAGUACAGUAACAGCUGUAAAACCCGCGUCCCACUGCGUGGACACGUUGCAAAAGUCUCUGCCGCAGCUGAACGUGCGUAGGCCGAGUGCGGGCAAGACAUUCCGUCUACAGCCCGCGCCUAGUGCUGGAAAGAAUGGUAGCCAUUGGGAACAAUACUGUAUAGCACGAGAAGCAAUCUCGAAUAGUAUGAAAUUUCAUCCGCAAGAAAAUACAUUGAAAAAAGCUUCAGAAAAAGGAACUAUAACUGAAGACAUCAAUAAAGAGCCAAUGGUUGACCGUUCCACUGACACGUUGAGCAUUGAAGAAUUCAUAAAGGAUCUUAUUCGCAAAGAGUUUCAACAUCUAAUAAGUGAAAUAUCGGACAAUGCUUCAGAAUCUACGAGCAGUUGUCAUAAAGGCGACGAUAUGUUAAACAAAGGCGUAGCCAACAUAAUGGAGUCAUUGAAGAAUGAGGACGAAAUCAAAAAGGAAUCAAUGAAAUCCUUCUCACGUAUCAAAAUUAAUGGAAACAAUAAACCCUUGUUACAAAUAACUUUUAGUCGUUCUGGCGAGAAUAGUUUGCAAGUUCUGGACAAUAGCGUGAAUGUGACCAUAUGUGACCCCAACAGUGGGGUUGGGAGUGGGCGGGAUAAACUUAAUCUAUCAAUGGAAGACACUUUGACGGCAGAGGAGAUUCAUAUUAACACGUUAAAACGCUGCCAAGCUUUUAAUGCUAUACAGGAAGCUCGCAGUACCGAGGACUUGUACAUAGAUGACGACUUGUCGACGCACAUGCAAGAGAACUUUGGUGGCAAAGUGAAACUGAUCCCUCUACACGGCUCACUACAUGAAAUAUUGUGCGAAAGGGAGGACGACUGCUGCCUUCUCAAGGUAAAGCAGGAAAACGGUUGCGACACAAUCUACUUCCGAUGCGACAACUCCGAUACUGAAUCCAGAGACGCCAUCGACGGCAGCGAACGACCGAAGGACACUGUGGUCUACAAACGCAGUAUAUCCUUAAUAGAGGAACGUAUACAGCGCAUCUUCCCCAAGGACAAACGGCCGAACCCCUCGGCGGCGUUGAAGAAAUUUAAUGACAAGCUCAAGGCGCGGCCCAAGUCUGAAGUUUUCACCAAAACCAUCAGCAAGGAGACGCGUGCUCUGAGCAACAGUAGCCCUUCUUUGUCCACCAACGACGGCAAGACUGAUGAGGUCGAGUUAAACAUAGAAAACGUGAUGUGCUACCAGGAUUCGUCUUCCGACGAAUGUCUCAAAUGUCACGUGGAGAAUGACGACUUCGAGACUUUGGAACGCGAGAUAGAGGAAGACAUAGCCAAUAACCUGUCUUCGCUCACUUGCGGAUGUCUUGAGAAGAUAUCUGAGGAGAACCUCUCCGUUAUAAACGAGGACACGACUGACGAAAACUGAUGCUGUUGAUUCAGAUAUUUUACUAAUCGUCAAUCUAAGGAACAAUAGCUUUUAUACGAGAAAAGAGCAAUCUUAGGUCACGUUGGUAUUGAUAGGCUUGUAUUGAAAACAAUCAGUAUCGUCUCGUAUCAAGCUAAGUUUUCGAAAAUCGAUCGCUAGAACGGACUCUAAUAACUUUAACUUUUAAGUCAAUUUUUGCAAUGACGGUAUAAUGUUCUCGUAAACGUCUCCAUAAUCGCGGACGUACUAAUCCGAUAUGAGAGGCACAGAACCUAAAUGCUGGUUAUUAAAAUAAGAACGUUACCUUACCUAUUGGCAUUAGUUGGUCAUUUUUAUGGUAGAUCAAACAACUGAACAAAUCCGUAACAAUUCGACGGAUUAAUAUUACUUCGUCGUAAGUUUGGAAUGCAACAUCGGCAUUAGCGGUAACCUGCCAUUUCAUAUGAACAUACAAAGAUUAUGGUAUUACAAAUCUAUACAAAGUUAGUCAACAAAAUUCCAGCGUUACUUUUGUUAAUUAAAGCCAAAUCGGCGUGAGCAAUAGUCUGUCAGUUAAUGCAGAUGACGUAACGUAAUCUUCUGCCAAAUGCAUACAAAUUAGGCGGAUUAACGCCUUUAUAAAAAUGUCAAUUUUCUCGUAAGAGCGUAUCAAAAAACUUUAAUAAUUUAAUAAUUGGAGACCAUACAAUAGAGAGUAUCAGUCCAAUAUUAUUGAAUUAAAUUAUGAGGUUCACACAUUUUUUAUCCAAUCCGAUAUCACGCCACGCUACGCGUGUCAAGUCAUAGUCAGACUAUUUAUAACCAUAGUGCUACACCCAUAUUGCUGGUGCUGUUGAAGGUUGCUCCUGGUCAUUCAAAGUACUAUUUGAUUUGACUCAACAUGCGAGGCGUUGCGUGGUGAUGCGUAAUAAUAACAAGUGCUACCAGCAUAUGACAACGAUUAGACAAAAAUUUUGGGCUGGACCCUGUAAAUGUAUUUUAACCGAUCUAUGUCCGUUGCUGGACAUUGGUCCUUUGUAGAAAUAUCCUCACUCCAAGGUCUUUUCCCGCUCGUAUCCAGCGACACUUUAUAUCGCCUGCCCUCCUAAUGUUUGAAUCAAAAAAUAUCAUCGCAGUAACAUUUUGAUUGUUUUCGAUUCAAGUUGAUCAUAUACCAAUGCGGUAUCAAUCAAUAUUUUUUACUGUUUGUUUUUAAUAUUUUUAAUUCGGCAUAAAAUGCUGAUUCCGUGGCUGGCCGUCCACUAUAUGAGUACAAAGAAUCAAUAUUUUUUUAAUUAAACAGAUGACACGUUUACAAUCAUUUUCCAUAAAGUGGCGUGCAUUUACCAGCUAUUUUCAUUAGGAUUAAGUGAGUGUAGAAAUCCUUUAUCGUAUUUAUAUUCUCUUAUACACCAUUAUCUUAAAAACUAUAUUUUAAUUAAACUGUAUAAUUCUUGUGUGUUUUUAUGAGAAAAGUAAGGAAAAAUAGACUAUGGUUGUUUUUCCAUAACAUCACUUGUAUUGUUAAUUUUUUCUUGCCUGUCUUAUAUUGUAAAAAUCUAAAAAAUCUUCGAAAUCACCGCAACAAGGCAUAGUAUCAAACUAAUUCUUUGACCAAGGUUUUAACUGCUAAAUAAUUUGUUAUUUUAAUUAGUUUAGACCUAAUUUAAUUUUUUUUUAACAUAUUUUGGACUAAAAAGUAGUAAAAAUGUAGUUUACAUUUUAAGACAUUUAAGAAAAAAAUUACUAUCGUAAGGCAAUGUUCUUUCUCGCCUCUAUUUAAUGCACGCCACAUAUCUUAAGCCAUACCGUUCCGUCCAUAGUUGGCAUUUAGAAAACCCAAAGAUUUUUUACGUUUUUAUAGGUUUUCCUUUAAGAUUUUCCCAUUUUAAUCUAUUUUUUUUAUUAGUUUAUAAUAGUGAAAGGCUAUGUGAUGUUAGAUUAAGUAGCACAAAACAUUCCACUGUUGUGAUUUUAGAUUAGUUUUUCACGAUUUUAUUUAUAGUUUACGUUUUACUUUUCACUGUUAAUUUUUAUAAUUUCAAGGCGGUAUUAGAUUGUUUAUUAAAAGAUUAUUUCUGAUUCAUCAAUCGCAGAUCAGACUUAACUUGAAUUUUAAUCUUAACCUAGAAAUAUGUGUUUUUGACCUCAACAGGCUGUCCAAUUUUUACCUCACAUUUUGUUAAAAAAAUAGCGGUACCGAGUUUUAAACGACACUAUUGUUUGGUACUAACUAUUAAAUAUAAGAUGAAACCGGCAUAUAGCUGCCUGAAACACUUUUAUAUAGAAAUGCAACGUUUUGCAAAGAUUUCAAGACAAUCCGUUGAGUAGUAUUCGAGGUUUGAACAAUAAUACACUAACAAAAAGUGAAUUUUAAUGUGACUAGAUAUAACCCUAUUACUUAACUAAAUAAUAAACUUCAUCUAUUGACACUAAUCCAAUCAAAAAUUAACAAUUUCGAUUUUUCGGCUGUUCCUCGGGUUGUUUUUAAUUUUAGUUUUUCCUAAACCGCCCGCCCCUGUUAGCGAACAAAACCAAAAAAAAAUCUCUAUACCAUUUUCAAAUUAUAGCGAAAUAGACACAGCAAUUGUUUUAUAUAUAUGUAGAAGAUACAGAUAUGAUUUCUUAUAUCAAACUCCGUAUGAUGUAACUUUAAAUAAAUCGCUAGUUUAUGUCAUAAAAAUAAAUAAACGUUCACUUAUAUGAACAAUCUAAUUCCGCCCUUAUGUUUAUUUAAUUUCUUACACUAAAUUUAUUCAUCUCUGCAUGAACCAAAGGAUACUUUCAUAGUCUUUACACGCAGUUUUAUAAAAGUGAAAUUUUAAAAGAUUUAAAAUUAUUUAUCGAAAAUAUUUAAGGAGCAUUGUUACUCAAGAGUGUAGUUGAUUUUAGAAGUGAUUUGUUUGAAAAAAUAAAACCUCGUUACUGAUUAA